Messenger RNA from Peromyscus californicus insignis, 8490 nucleotides. It is a transcript of the gene Pard3b, whose product is annotated as par-3 family cell polarity regulator beta. Gene Ontology annotation, cellular component: apical junction complex; cell cortex; adherens junction. Gene Ontology annotation, biological process: establishment of cell polarity; establishment of centrosome localization; microtubule cytoskeleton organization. Gene Ontology annotation, molecular function: phosphatidylinositol binding; protein binding. The record is from RefSeq and is a predicted model, not a curated record. The coding region runs from base 483 to 4094 and encodes 1203 amino acids. The transcript has 23 exons. NCBI's taxonomy places the organism in Eukaryota, Metazoa, Chordata, Mammalia, Rodentia, Cricetidae.
GGAGCCCAGUGCGCCGCGCGCGUCGGAGGAGUUGGGAGCCGGCGCAAAAGUUUCCUCCCAACUCCGGCCCCGCGCGCCGCCGCCGCCGCCCACUCCAGCCCGGGGCCUGGGGCCGGCCCUGCCACGGUCGCCAGGGCCACCGCCAGAGGCAGGGCCGGGGCCGGGCCGGGCGGCGCCCGCAGUUUCACUUUGGCGCGUGGAGCCUCCGCCGGCGCCCGGCCGACCCGCCGCGUCCCCGGGUCCGCUUGCUUCCCGCCCUCGGCCUCCCGUGGGGACGGCUGUCCCCGGUCCCCUCCCGCUCCCCCACCCCCGGGGGGUUGCAGCCGCGCGGGACCCGGCCCCGGAGCCACGCGCGGGACAGCGGCGUGUCCGCCCCACCGCCCUCCCCUCCCCACCCCCGACGGAGGGGCUGCGCCCGGGUAGAGGAGGGAUCAGACACCUGUUCGGCCCCCGGCCCCGGCGCGCGGGAGCCCAGGGGCAGGAUGAAAGUGACAGUGUGCUUCGGCAGGACCGGCAUCGUGGUGCCCUGCAAGGACGGCCAGCUGCGCGUCCGCGAGCUCACCCAGCAGGCGCUGCAGCGCUACCUGAAGACCCGGGACCAGGAUCCUGGAUACUGGGUGAAGAUUCAUCACUUAGAAUACACAGAUGGAGGAAUCCUGGAUCCGGAUGAUGUCUUAGCAGAUGUUGUUGAAGACAAAGAUAAGCUCAUCGCUGUGUUUGAUGAACAAGAGCCACUCCAGAAGAUUGAGAGCCCCAGUGGAAACUCCGCGGAUCGGCAGAGCCCAGAUGCUUUCGAGACAGAAGUGGCUGCCCAACUGGCUGCGUUUAAACCGAUCGGUGGGGGAAUCGUAGUGACCCCGUCCGCUCUGAAGUUAGGCACUCCACUGCUGGUGAGGAGAAGCAGUGAACCAGCACCAGGGCUACAUGCUGAUGCCCAGCCAAGCGCUGCAAGCCCCAGUGGCCAGAGUUUGAAACCUGUUGUUCCGAAUUCCACCCAGAACUGGGAAAACAGAGAAGUUAUGAAUGGUGAACACACAGAGCUGCUAUCAUCGCACAGAACGAAGGAUACACUGAGUGAUAUGACAAGAACAGUGGAGAUUUCUGGAGAAGGAGACCCCCUGGGAAUACAUGUGGUGCCCUUCUUUUCAUCCCUGAGUGGACGGAUCCUGGGACUCUUCAUCCGAGGCAUUGAAGAAAACAGCAGGUGUAAGCAGGAGGGACUAUUUCAGGAGAACGAAUGUAUUGUAAAAAUCAACAACGUGGAACUCCUGGACAAAACUUUCGCUCAGGCCCAGGAUGUCUUCCGCCAGGCAAUGAAAUCCCCCAGUGUGGUCCUUCAUGUGCUUCUGCCUCAAAACCGUGAGCGCUAUGAGAAAUCAGUCAUUCGACCACUGAACAUCUUUGGCAACAAUGAUGGGACUUUGAGAGCAAAGGCUCCGCCUCCUGCCCGUGGGAAACCAGGAUUAAAGGCAGCAAAUCUCCCAAGACCCAACAGUCCUGAAGCAGAUGAGUCAACUUCCCCACAGCAAAGCAAGAGCCCCCAAGUUCCAAGACAGGAAAGAAAACCUGCAUCUCCCUCACUCUCCCCUUUCAUUGGGUUUGGCAGCAGGAAAAAUGCAAAAAAAAUUAAGAUUGACCUAAAGAAAGGCCCUGAAGGACUUGGUUUCACUGUGGUAACCAGAGAUUCUUCUAUACAUGGUCCCGGUCCCAUUUUUGUAAAAAACAUCUUACCAAAGGGAGCAGCAAUAAAGGAUGGCCGCCUGCAAUCAGGGGACAGAAUUUUGGAGGUAAAUGGCAGAGAUGUCACAGGAAGAACUCAGGAAGAGCUUGUGGCCAUGCUGAGGAGCACCAAGCAGGGAGAAACAGUAUUACUGGUCAUUGCCCGCCAAGAAGAGAGCUUCCUGCCCCGAGAGCUGAAAGGAGAACCUGACUGCUAUGCACUCUCCCUAGAGACAAGUGAGCAGCUCACCUUGGAGAUCCCCCUGAAUGAUUCCGGUUCCGCUGGCCUUGGGGUUAGCUUGAAAGGGAAUAAAUCUCGAGAAACUGGAACUGACUUGGGGAUUUUUAUCAAAUCUAUCAUCCAUGGAGGUGCUGCUUUCAAGGAUGGCCGUCUGCGAAUGAAUGACCAACUGGUUGCUGUUAAUGGGGAAACUCUUCUGGGCAAGUCCAACCAUGAUGCCAUGGAAACGCUGAGGAGAUCAAUGUCCAUGGAAGGAAACAUCCGGGGCAUGAUCCAGCUGGUGAUACUGAGGAGGCCAGAGAGACCACUGGAGGGGCUUGCAGAGUGUGGGGCCCUUUCCAGACCGUGUUUUGAGAACUGUCAAGAAGCUCCGAGCACCUCCAGGCGAAAUGAUAGUAGUGUAUUGUAUCCGUUUGGCACUUACAGUCCACAAGAUAAAAGAAAAGACCUACUGCCUCCCAAUGACGGGUGGGCCGAGAGUGAAGUACCGCCGUCCUCACCACUGCAUCCUGGUCUGGAAUGGGGCCUUGAAGAUUACAACCACAGCUCUGAGGUGGAUUCCACAGUAUAUUUUCCAGAUCAACAUGUCAAUUUCAGAUCUGUGAUACCAUCUAUGCAGCAUGAAUCAAUUAACCUGAAAACCUCCAAGAGCAUGGACCUUGUGCCAGAUGAAAGCAAAGCUCAGUCAUUGGCUGAUCGCAGAUCGGACUCUCCAAGCAAAGAUUUUGGUCCGACUUUGGGUUUGAAAAAGUCCAGUUCCUUGGAGAGCCUGCAGACUGCUGUGGCCGAAGUCAGGAAGAAUGACCUGCCCUUCCACAGGCCCAGACCACACAUGGUGCGAGGCCGGGGCUGCAAUGAAAGCUUCAGAGCAGCCAUUGACAAAUCCUACGACGGGCCGGAAGAAGGAGAAGCUGACGGUCUCUCUGAUAAGAGCUCUCACUCUGGCCAUGGAGCUCUGAAUUGUGAGUCUGCCCCUCAGGGAAACCCCGAGCUAGACGAUGUGGAAAAUAAAGCCAGGAAAGUCAAAAAACCGAAAGAGAAGGAGAAGAAAAAGGGCAAGCAGAAAGUCAAGGAGAAAAAGCAGAAAGAGGAGAGUGAGGACCCAGAGAGGAAAAUGAAGAGGAAGGGCUUCGGGGCCAUGCUGAGAUUCGGAAAGAAGAAAGAUGAUAAGGUGGGAAAGGUGGAGCAGAAAGGUACCCAGAAGCCCGGGCACCAGGGAGAAGAAGAGCUGGAUAAAAUGAAAGAAGAGAGGGAAAGGAUCGGAGCAAAACAUCAGGAGCUAAGAGAAAGGCAGGCAAGAGGCCUUGUUGAUUAUGCCACUGGAGCAAUUGGAUCAGUGCACGAUAUGGACGAUGAUGAAAUGGACCCCAAUUAUGCCAGAGUGAACCACUUUCGGGAGCAAGGCACAUCAGCGAAUGCCUUUAGAUCUCCGUCUCCCCCUCGAGCUGGAUCACUUGCUUACCCUCAGGAUGGACGUCCACUGUCUCCAGACAGAGACCACUUAGAGGGUCUCUAUGCCAAGGUCAACAAGCCAUAUCAUCCUCCAGCCCUAGCUGACAGUGGCCGUCCCAUGGCUGGAAACAAUGACCGCAUCCAGAAGCUUCGGAAGGAGUACUAUCAGGCUCGAAGAGAAGGGUUCCCUUUGUAUGAAGAGGAAGAGGGACGAACCCGGCCAUCUGACCAUGACCUUCGCUGGGUGUCUGGAAAGGGUCCAGAUGGAAGCGCACACAACCUCCGCUUCGAAGGGAUGGAGAGGCAGUAUGCAUCCUUACCCAGGAGAGGCUCAGCAGAUCCCAUGGACUACCUGACCGCAGCACCCCGAGGGCGCUACAGUGAGAGAGAGCUUCCAUACUACCCAGGGCCUCAUCCUGUACAUCCCCCGAGAGGGGGCUAUCCCCACUCCUCAGAUCUGAGGGUGGCAGAUCUCCGAUAUCCGCAGUACUAUCCGCGCCCACCAGCCCAGCAGCACAAAGGACCCUUCAGACAAGAUGUUCCGCCUUCCCCACCUCAGCACCAGCGAGUUACAACCUAUCAGGAGGUGGGCAGAGCAAGGCCCCGAGGGGGCAGCCCUGAGCGGAACCCCUAUCGUAACCAGGAUCCCAGGCAGAAGAACCCCAUGACCGCAGCCGUAUAGCUGAACAUCAGACAUCUUCCAAGCAAGGAAGACAUCCAACACCACCUUUGCCCUUGCUAGACCCUGAGGCCUAACCCAGGUUUCGGUGCCCAUGGUACAGGGACGCUCUUGCUCCCUGAGGAUUCAAUACUUGACUGCUAAUCAGAAGAGAGAAAAAGGGGACAGGGGCUUGGGGGUGUGGAUUCAAAAGGAAGAAGGAGUGUGGGGUCAUAAAAACAGUACUUCCUGAUACUUGAAAGGCUUGAAGAAUUGGUCGAUUCCAGGAGAGUGGCAAUUGAUUAACAGCCAGUGGAGCUCCACUAUAGUAAACCCUGGCUAGAAAACCAGUGCUGAUUACAAGCCCCGACCCCAUCACUGCACAAAGUAGAGGUAGCAAUACAGUGGAGGUUGUCUCGGCCAGGCCUAGUCACUCACAUUCGGAGACUUACUCUCUCAGCCCUGACCUUGGAGCUGGGAGGCCUACACAGUAGUAGAGUAGAGAAGCUGCAAAUACGGGCAUCUUCACGAGCACUGUGUUUUCACUGAGAACAAUGUAACAAUAAAACAUGACCAGUGACCUCUGUGAGACUUUCGGCCCAAAGGGAAGACUGCAUUUCCUUAUUUAUAGUCGACCUUGGGCUCCUGGUACGGCUUGUUUGAUUCAUAACUUUCACAUAUCCUUGCUUUUGAGAGAAAAGCCAGUAGAAUCAGAAUGCAGUAUUAGUGUCCUGGGAGGAUGUGCACACCUGUCCAAGCUUCCAGAAGGAGCUCAUUCCAACCACGAACCACAGUGAGCAGGUGAAGAGGGGUGGCGGUCCCUCGGCCCUUGCUUUCCCCUCUCCCAGGCCCUGACAUGCUUGCUUGGAGAUCGCUCCUUCCAGAGUCCUCCCCAAAUGCCUAUAAUUAUGUUAACUGAGACCUCUACUUUUAGACUUCUAUGUAAGGGAUAAAGAAAACAUGUGAGUGGUGUGGGUAAAGAAAGGAGAGCCUGCUGGUCAGGCCACACAGAAAGCAAUGUCCUGGGGAUGUGAAUUCCAGACUCAGUGCCAAACAGUACCCAUCUGCCCCUGGGUCAGUGAGGAAACUGGUCACCAGAAAGAAGUAGAUAAAAGUGUGUGUGUGUGUGUGUGUGUGUGUGUGUGUGUGUGUGUGUGUGUGUGUUCAAACACAUGUGAUUACCAGUAUGGAGAGUAGAAGGGAAAAUUGCCUUCUGGAAGUUUGAUGAGGAAGAAAUCAGAGGAAGUAAAGAGAGAAGACUCGUAAGAUUAAAUCAGUCUGCAUCUGCUAUAUCUCAUUAACAAAUGUCAGGGCAAAGCCAAGGUCUCCACCUGAUUUAAAAGACAAAAGAAAGAAAGAGAGCAUUCUGGCUCAAGAAGCUGAAAAGCCACUCUUGCUUCCUUUGAGCUUUUCUACACAACAGAGCGUCUGAAGCUUCCAAUCUGAUCCAAACAGGGACACACGCAAAAGACUGAGAAACGGCAGACGCGGCCAGCACUAUGAAUUUCUCAGCGACUGCUAAGUACUUUAAGCCACCCACCUCCCCUCUCGCCCCCCUCCCCAAAAGGUCUUUAGUUCAAUAUAGACAUAUUUUGGCUGAGAGUAGAAUACCACUGACCAACAGAAUUGACUGAAUUAUAGUAUUCUAAAAUACAUAGAGUAGCCAUCUGGCCCAAUUUAGGCUUUUUUUUUUUUUUUUUUAAUAGUUUUGUUACCAAGAAUGAUGCAGCUGCUGGGUUUAGACGUAAAUGGUGUCCUUUGCUGGACUUCGAGAGAGAUCGUUAUCUAAACCACAGUGACUGAGGCCCUCUGAAAACUGACUGUCAACUUGCUUUUUGCCCUCUGCCCUCCCUUUUCAGCCAGCACCCUUACAUCAUAUGUAAUUUGUCCAGUGGGGUGGAGGAUCUCAGACUCUGCCCAACAAGGUAUUGUGGCGACACUGUAGGGUCCCUGGCCACCGUGCUGAAAAUGGCAUUUCCUUUAAGCCAAGGAAUCCUGAAAGAAACUGAUACAGUGAAGGAAAUGCAACUUUUUUGGGGGGACGGGGGAGAGAAUUAGAACAACUCUUAAGCCAGGCAUGGUACCACAUGCCUAGAAUCCAAGCAGUCAGGAAGUCAAGGCAGGCAGACGCAAGGUGGCAGCUAGCCUGAACUGAAGGGUGAGCUGAAGACCAGCCUGGACUAUAUAAUGAGACCCCCUCUAGGGCGCUUUUUUUUUUUUUUUUGAGGAGGGGUUGUUUUUGUUUGUUUUUAAGAUUACUCUUGGUGUGUUCUAUAUUUUCCUCAAAUUUCUGUAAAGCACUGAUUCUAUCCAAGGCAGAAGUUUCCCCUUACAGAAAGGCUGGACCACUUAAAGGUGGGCCACGGUCAGGCGACAGUGGUGUGCUCUGGAGAAGAGGCACUUGAGGAUAACUGCUCAUGUCUCUGGCUCCGGCACUGACACCUUGGGCACACAGUACCCUAUCUGCAGGCUUCAGACCAGCUGCUUCAGACCUUGGCUUUGUGUUGGGUACACAGUCCAUCCAACAGUUGCUAAUCCUGAGAGGCCCUCUGAGGCUCAAAGGUAUUAUUAAAGAGAACAAAAAGGAGAUGAGAACAGCUUUCUUUUCUUGCUUCAAAGUAUAGCAAUCUCUGCAUUUGAUCCUGCCCUAAAGAACUAACAUUAUAUUUUGACGGAGGCUGCAUCAAGCCAAGCAACGGUUAAGAACCGCUCGGGCAGUAAGCUUUAUGCUGGAGUACUGUCCCGCCCACUGUCCCCUCUCCACAGCCGCAGGACCAUUUUUCAGUGCUCUAGGAGAACGGCUGGCCAUCUGGAAGUCCAGGCUAUGAUAAGCAGGUCCCCAGAAGAAGAAACUAGCUCCCAGUCUAUGUACAACCUUGGGGAAACUCACCUGGGUAUCUCUCUGUAGCUGGGAACAGAGAGAAAGGUUUAUGAAGACCUACAAACCUGUUAGCAGGCCAUCCAGCUUCAUGGGCCCUCUUUCCUCCCUUUCUCCUAUAACUAGAAAGAUAAGAGAGAGAGACCACUAAAAACCUCUAGUCUCUAGAGAAUACAGUCUUCCACAGAGAGAGAAACACCGCCCAUUGGUCCAUCACACCCCUGGGCUGAGGCACCAUCCUUCUUGGCUUAAUACUGUUUCCCUCCAGAGUUAAGCAGUAGGCAAACAAAGGAACAUUUUCUUAAAUCAUGAUUUCAUAGCAAACAAAGCUUAGGAAAAAAUUAUUCUAAAACUCAUUAUUCCGAGACUUUUCAGAACAUCUAUGUUGAACCCACAGGACCUCGUGGAGCAAAAGUCUGAUGGAUUCGAUGGCAUCAUAGAGAAACAGAGCCUUGGAGGCUUUAUUGGAGCCUUAUUUCUGCUACCGACAGAAUAAAAUUAAAACAGGAUCCACUGCCUUGAUUUUUUUUUUUUUUUUUUUUUUUUAGCUAAAUCUACCUUGUGAAGGAAUCCUCCUGCAACUUCAGGAUGGAAGAGCUGGUUCCUCUGUUCCCUGGUCCACAGAGGGACCAAGACCAUAAAGAGCAAUUACUUUUCCCUUCACUGAAAAUCAACAGUGUUUCAUUUUGUUUGCUUGCUGUUUAGUGUUUGAGCAGUGUUACAGAAUUUCAGGCCUGUGGAAAGAAUUGAAAGGUGAUUGACAAAAGGAAUGUGUCUCUGUAAAAUUCCCAUCAGCAUUAAACACUGAGAUCCACUGUGAGCAGCUUUCAAACUGUCCUUAAAUUGAGUAGACAUCCCACAGCUUCCCUGUGCGUGUGAACAGAAAGUCCCAAGUUUUACUCAAUUAGGCAGGAGGGAGUUCCAUUCAGAAAAAUCCAUAAUAGUGUUUCUCGUAGAAACAGGGAGAUGGGAAAGGGGAUUCUCCAUAAGAUAUCCCUACAAAGUCACCUUUCUGAUAAAAGAGAGGGCAAAAAAAAAAAGUUAGAAAUCUAAAAAUAAGCCAGGACUCUCACGUGGAACUAUGACUUCGAAGUGUAACUUUCUCCCUCCUCUCCUUAAAUAGGCACACAAUCUCCCACGGCCUGGCUUUUAAAGUUGGGUUUGGCUACUAAGCUCAGAGUGGGAAGGGAACCAUUCCCAAAGACUCUGAGCCCAUCUCUUGAUCUGCUCUUCAGAAAGUGUUCUGUUCCAUCUGCAAUGCUAUUUACUACUGGAACAUAAAACAAAGUCUGUUGUUUGUACCCAUACUUUCUCUCGUCUCCCCUGUUCUUUUAUGAUUACCAAGUCGUCUGUUCAUAUAUUCUAAAGAUAAAUUAUGUGAAAUCGUAUUUUGGCAUAUGGGGAUGGAGAGUGAAUUCUUUACAAACUUUUUAAUAUGCUCCCAUUUAUAUCACUGAAGACAUUUUGGAUGUUAUUGUAUAUGAGUAUAUAAAUUUUUCAUGUUUUAUUUUGCAUUAAAAUAAAGCUUUAUUCAAUCAGUGA